Molecule: messenger RNA, 339 nt
Organism: Drepanopeziza brunnea f. sp. 'multigermtubi' MB_m1
Lineage: Eukaryota; Fungi; Ascomycota; Leotiomycetes; Helotiales; Drepanopezizaceae
Source: RefSeq, a predicted model, not a curated record
AUGAAGUUGACCAGCGCCAUCUGUGCUCUCAUUUUCGCUGCAACAGUCAGCGCCAGCGCCCUUCCAGUCGCCAACGCUGAGGCCCGUUGCGGAUACCGCGGACAACCUUGCCCUAAGGCCAAGCGCGAGGCGAUUGCUGAGGCACGAUGCGGCUACCGCGGACAGCCAUGCCCCAAGGCCAAGCGUGAGGCAGAGGCUCUCCCCGAGGCCCUUCCCGAGGCCGAGGCCAGAUGUGGCUACCGCGGACAGCCAUGCCCCAAGGCCAAGCGUGAGGCAGAGGCUCUUCCUGAGCCAGAGGCCCGAUGUGGCUACCGCGGACAGCCUUGCCCCAAGAAGUAA